CGGCUCAUUCCAUCGGAAGACAUUCAGAUUUACAUUCCUUACUCAAUCAUCUCACAAUAAGCCCUUGCGAUUGAUCAUCAUAAUCUUCAACGUCAUCACUUGCCUUAUCCCAUCACCCCUCAUUCUCAUUACAACCCCGCACCAUGGCGCCCAAGGGUCCCUUCAAGCUUGUCACGGUCAACACCGCACCUGAGCGGGCGAAGAGACUGGUCGGCCGCAUGACCGAGGCGCUCAAGGACCAGUACACGAUCGAUUAUGUCGCCAACUGCGAAACGAUCGACGAGGUCGAGAUCAAAGUGAAGGAGCACAAGCCGGACGUCUUGUUCUGUGCAUCAAUGUGGACAGCGGAGGAGGCAGAGCAGAUCCAGGCUACCGCCAGGUCAAUCGUCCCGAACAUCAAGACCCACGCCAUUCCCCAUGGGUUGCAGGUUGAGAGAGGGCCCGAUGCAAUUGUUGAGCACCUCCUUGAAAAGGUGCCUCAAUUGCUCGAGAGCUAGUUUAUCUACAGCAUGAAGAUGGAAUGACAUAAGUAACCUAAAACAUGCCAAAUAUGAAGUUCUGAUGCC
Molecule: messenger RNA, 566 nt
Organism: Colletotrichum phormii
Lineage: Eukaryota; Fungi; Ascomycota; Sordariomycetes; Glomerellales; Glomerellaceae
Exons: 3
Coding region: 144-497 (117 amino acids)
Source: RefSeq, a predicted model, not a curated record